AUGACCGUUAGUAGUCUUAUCGAUCCGGAUUUAAAGGUGUGGGAUGCUCGAUUACUGGAACAAUUUGUAGCUCAAGAGGAUAUUUCGAUGAUUCAGAGUCUGGCCAUAAGCCCUAUCCAUCGACGUGAUACAUUUUGCUGGAGUUACACAAAGAAUGGACAAUAUCCUGUCAAGUCAGGAUAUUGGGUUGCUACAAAUUUGAUGAGAGAUGAGGAGGAUAUAGAAGUUUUACAACCUAGCAUAACCAAACUUCAAGCCUUCGCUUGGAAGGUAGCAGUAACAAGGAAUCUGAAUAGUAUAGUGGUGCCAGAAGAUGACAGAGACUCUUAUCCUUGGAUAAUUUGGUACAUCUGGAAAGCUAGGAACGAUAAGUUGUUCAGAGGCACAGGCAGAGACCCUUUGGAACUAGUCAGGUAUGCAGAGAGCGAGUGCCAAGCUUGGUACAAUGCAAGAGACACUGUGUCGGUUCCAACACAGGUACAGAUUGCUGAAGAAACACAAGCCUUACGCUUGGAUAAUAUUUAUAUGGUGGAUGGCUCAUGGACCUCCACAGCUCAGUUUAGUGGUAUGGGAUGGGUUUGGAAGGAUACAAUGGGGAAGAUUCAACUCAUGGGGUCAAGGAAUUUAAGGAGACGGGAUACAGCUUUACACUCGAAACUGGGAGCGCUACAAUGGGCAAUGGAGAGCAUGAUACAAAACUCGACCUGUCAGAGGUUUGGGAUAGACUGCAAGGAUCUGAUUGCAAUAUCAGCUACUUUCCAAGAGUGCAUAAUGAGAUUGAAGAUUCGUUAG
Brassica napus (rape) is the source of this 792-nucleotide messenger RNA. RefSeq lists its product as uncharacterized. The record is from RefSeq and is a predicted model, not a curated record. The coding region runs from base 1 to 792 and encodes 263 amino acids. NCBI's taxonomy places the organism in Eukaryota, Viridiplantae, Streptophyta, Magnoliopsida, Brassicales, Brassicaceae. The transcript is spliced from 4 exons.